AUGGCAGAAGAAGGUAUAUUUUGUGAUCUCCUGGAAAUCCUGAUAAGUGCCUCAAGUGAAAUUGAGCAGGCCUGCAAGGACUCCAAUGAAUUGGUAGAUUUAGACACCUGCCUGCUGCUCAUAGCAGAGUGUUUCAGAUGUCUGAGGAAUGCCUGUGUUGAGUGUGCCAAGAAUCAACAUGUCAUGAGGAACUUGGGUCUCAUCUCUACGUCUGUCCAUUUGAUCAAAUUGCUUCAUGGUAUACAAAUGAAAGAAGAAUCGUUAUUGACUGCCCUUCGUUGUAGCCUCCAGUUUCUUGGAAACAUUGCUGCAGGAAACAGAGAUUCCCAGAAUAGCAUUUGGAAGUGUGCUUUCCCAGAUCUCUUCUUGACAUGCCUAACGUACAAUGAUGAGAAGAUUGUUGCCUAUUGUUGUAUGAUCCUGUUCACGUGUCUUAACUCAGAGAAAGUGAGAGAACUGCUAGAUCCUGGGAAUCUGACUGUGGCUUUUCAUGUCCUUAAAGUCUACAAAGAGCAGUUGGAGUCUGAUUGGUCGUUCUUGAUUGUUACAGACCAUUUGCUGAAAUGUCCAGAGUUGGUAAAAGCCCUCUAUGCCAAACUGAGCAAUCAAGAAAGGGUUACUUUGUUAGAACUGAUAAUGGUGAAUGUACGUGAGAAGAACCCAGUUACCAGUGAAGAAGUUAAUGUGUUGAUGAGACAUGCUGACUUCCUUGCAGGCUGUUUCCAAGAGAAAUGUGAAGCUGUGCUCAAGUUAACUUGUGCAGCGGAUGCUGAAGAUGAGGAAGCACUGGUUACAAUUCGUCUUCUUGACGUUCUUUGUGAAAUGACAUCAAACAAUGGACAGCUAGAACAUCUACAGUCUUUGCCUGGUUUGCUUAAAGCGGCCAUAGAUACCCUGAGAUUGACUCGUCUUGCUGGGAAACAGGCUAUAAAUAUUUUCACUGCCACACAUGCUAUGACAGGGCAGGAAGAAAUUUCACAUCCAGCUGUGGGUUUUAAAUCUCACCUAAUUCGUUUAAUUGGAAAUUUGUGUUACAAAAAUAAGAAAAACCAAGACAAGGUCUAUGAGUUAGAUGGCAUCCCCUUGAUCCUGGACAACUGCAGCAUUGAUGACAACAAUCCUUUUGUGAGCCAGUGGGCAGUAUAUGCUAUCCGAAAUCUCACUGAACAGAAUGAGAGAAACCAAGAGCUUAUUGCACAGAUGGAGGAGAAGGGGCUGGCAGACAAUUCUGCUCUUGAGAGCAUGGGUUUAGAGAUAGAGAAACGAGAUGACAAGUUAAUUCUGAGAUCUGUCAGGAAAAAGCCUUCCUGA
Chaetura pelagica (chimney swift) is the source of this 1311-nucleotide messenger RNA. It is a transcript of the gene ATXN10, whose product is annotated as ataxin 10. The record is from RefSeq and is a predicted model, not a curated record. NCBI's taxonomy places the organism in Eukaryota, Metazoa, Chordata, Aves, Apodiformes, Apodidae. The coding region runs from base 1 to 1311 and encodes 436 amino acids. Gene Ontology annotation, cellular component: cytosol. The transcript is spliced from 10 exons. Gene Ontology annotation, biological process: neuron projection development.